Molecule: messenger RNA, 2484 nt
Organism: Cygnus atratus (black swan)
Lineage: Eukaryota; Metazoa; Chordata; Aves; Anseriformes; Anatidae
Gene: TMPRSS7
Product: transmembrane serine protease 7
Exons: 18
Coding region: 1-2484 (827 amino acids)
Biological process (GO): proteolysis
Cellular component (GO): plasma membrane
Molecular function (GO): protein binding; serine-type endopeptidase activity
Source: RefSeq, a predicted model, not a curated record
AUGGAUGAAAAAAAUGAUCACCCAGCAGCUAAACCUGAAGAUGAACUAAGUGUAGCCAACAUCUCGGUCCAAAUGGUAUCCGCAGAAGAUAAGUUGGCAAAGAGGAUUCUGGCAAGGAAAAAACAUGGCAAAUUGAAGAAAAAAGAGAAAUUGCUGUGGAAUUUUCAAAACAAAAUAAUUAUUUUUUCCCUCAUUCUAUUUAUUUUAGGAGUUGUAACCUGGACUUUACUCUGGCUCUUCAUUGUUCAGGCAGAAAACAAAGAUGUGUUGUACUUCGUUGGGCUGUUUCGUGUUGCCAACAUAGAAUUUCUCCCAGAAUAUAGGCAGAAGGAAUCGAAAGAAUUUCUCUCUGUGGCGCAGAAUGUGCAGCAUGUGAUGAACUUGGUUUACAGAACCUCCUCUUUCUCCAAGUUUUAUAAGCAGGCCACUGUUUCAGAAGUCAGUAACAACAAUAAUGGAGGCCUUCUUAUUCACUUCUGGAUCGUAUUCGUGGUACCACAGCCAAAAGGCCAAGUGCUGUGUGACGACUGUGUGGCUGCCAUUUUAAAGGACUCCAUUCAGACAAGUGUCAUUAACCGCACCUCAGUGGGAAGUCUUCAGGGCCUCGCGGUUGACAUGGACUCGAUUGUACUAAGUGCAGGUCUUCGGUCAGAUUAUUGGUCAACAACGGGAACAGGAACAAAUUGUAUGUACGAUCUGCAUGCUGAUCGUCUACAUGAGCACUUUCCUUUGGAUAUCCAUGCUACCUCAGGGGGAACGAUCUGCUAUCUUAAACUGAUUGCAUUAGUGGGUCAUCUUAUUCGUCUUUCAAUAGUAUCCCUUCAGAUUGGAGCAGAUAACUGCAUCACUGACUCGCUAACCAUUUAUGACUCUCUGAUGCCAAUCAAACAUAAGAUACUGUACCGAGCGUGCGAGCCAGCCGAUUCAUUGGUGUCACUUGUGUCCACAAAUAACCUCAUGCUGGUAAUGUUUAAGGCAGCACAGAUAAAUGAACGGAAGGAAUUCCAUGGCUAUUUUGAGGUCAUUACACAAGAAAGGUGUGGAAAAGCAAUAGCAACAAAAGAGAAGAUUGGCUAUGAAGGGAGAAUCACAAGUCCCUAUUAUCCAAGCUAUUACCCUCCAAAAUGUCUUUGUGCAUGGAACUUCCAGACUCCACAGAAGAACCUUGGUAUAGCUCUGAAGUUUCAUAACUAUACCAUCAGUGAGAAGAAUAUUAAAGGCUGUGAACGAGGAUGGUGGAAAAUUAACGAACACAUGUACUGUGGUUACUAUGUCGAUCACCAAACAGUCUUUCAUAUUGCAAGCUCUGCUGUUAAUGUUGAGCUUCAGUGCAGUUCAAAGGUGUCAGAGAAGCCACUUCUGGUGGAGUAUGGCAGCUAUAACAUCAGCCAGCCAUGUCCACCUGGAUAUUUCAAGUGCUCCACUGGCUUAUGCAUCCAGCAGAUGCAGCGCUGUGAUGGGAUAAACAAUUGCUUCGACGAAAGUGAUGAACUCUUUUGUGUUGUCCCUGAGUGGAACUGUAACUCCAGCUUUGCGAUACAGGAUAACUUGCUUGUCUGCAAUGGAGUAAGUGAUUGUGAGAAUGGAAACGAUGAGCAGAACUGUACCAACAGUAUUCCUUGCACCAAUCACACAUUUAAGUGCAGGAACAACAUAUGCAUUAAGAAACAAAAUGCAAAAUGCGAUGGGACCAUGGACUGUACCGAUGGAAGUGAUGAAAGCAGCUGCAGUUGUGGCAGCAGCAAGAGCAGCAAUCUCAUCUCUCGGAUUGUAGGUGGUACAAAUACAAAGGAAGGCGAAUGGCCAUGGCAGGUCAGCCUCCAUUUUAUGGGAGCUGCUUACUGUGGGGCAUCAGUGAUAUCAAAAGAAUGGCUUGUAUCUGCAGCUCACUGCUUUCAAGGGAGCAAGCUGGCUGACCCCAGAGCGUGGCAUGCUCACUUGGGGAUGCAAACACAAGGCCGUGCAAAGUUUGUAUCUUCAGUGAGACGGAUCAUCGUCCAUGAAUACUACAACAGCAGGAACUAUGACUAUGACAUUGCAUUGCUACAGCUGAGCAAACCAUGGCCAGAAACAAUGAGCCACGUCAUUCAGCCAAUCUGCGUACCUCCAUUUUCACACAAAGUCCGCAGUGGUGACAAAUGUUGGAUAACAGGUUGGGGCCAAAAGCAGGAAGUGGGGGAGGAAGGUGCUGCGAUUCUUCAGAAAGCAGAAGUAGAAAUUAUUGACCAAUCACUAUGUCAUUCCACAUAUGGGAUUAUCACAGCUAGGAUGUUUUGUGCAGGACUAAUGUCUGGAAAAAGAGAUGGGUGCAAAGGUGAUUCUGGUGGACCAUUGUCAUGUCAAAGCAAUGGAGAUGGAAAAUGGUUUUUGACUGGCAUUGUUAGCUGGGGUUAUGGAUGUGGAAGACCAAAUUUCCCUGGUGUCUACACAAGAGUGUCAAAUUUUGCACCAUGGAUUCACAAAUAUGUGCCUUCAGUCAUGUAA